Molecule: messenger RNA, 1811 nt
Organism: Plutella xylostella (diamondback moth)
Lineage: Eukaryota; Metazoa; Arthropoda; Insecta; Lepidoptera; Plutellidae
Source: RefSeq, a predicted model, not a curated record
AUGCCGGCCACAGAUGUCGGAGAUCUGCGCGAUGUAGUCGACGCCAUCAACAAACUGUGCGAUGACAUGAAGACGUCUACCUACGAUGAGGAAGUUGCAGAGGAAACGACAGAAGAAGCUGAAGUUAAGGUGCACCGUUACGAGGAAACAGCGGAACAAGAAACCACCGAACAAGCUGAAGUUGAGCUGCACCAAUACAGGGAAACCGCGGAACAAACCCAGGUAGAGGAAACGUCCGAGCAGACUCACACCGAGGUAACCCACCAGUAUGAGGAAUAUGUCACAGAGGACAAGGUGGAGACGCCGCAAUACACGGAGUACCGAGACGUGGAGCUGGCGAAUCCAGAGGAUAUAUGCGUGCAGCGCGUGGAAACCUACCACGCGGUGGAAACGUACCACGCGGAGCGAACGGAAACGUACAACACAGAGCGCUGGAGCGACUCGGCGUCGCAACUAUCAGUCCCGGACGUGACGUCAGACGCGCCUGCGCACGAGCCCGUCAGCGAAAUGUACUUCACCGCGUCCUCCGAAGUAUCUCUCCUCUCUGAUACGGAACUCCCUGACCGACCCAUGGAGGAUUCCAUCUGUAGUCAGGAGAAUAAAGAUGAGAGGAAGGAGGUGGUGAUAGCUGGACAUGUGGCGGCGAUGAGGGAGCGGUUUGAAAGCAUGACGCGUGCCAACACGCCCUGCCCUGAUCUGUUGCGGUCGCUUUCGCCCUCGCUCGACGCCGUCCGGGGCGCCACGCCUGAACCCGACCUAGGGUAGACUGUAGGUGGUGAACAGUAGGGCUGGAUUAGGGUUGUCGCCGUGGGGAAAGGAUUAGUUAAAUUAGCGCCAUUCGCCGAUUGCUCUGGGUGGGCCGGACGUAUGUAUGUAAGGUACAGUGGGUUGGGUAGUCUUUCCGGGAGGCACUUUCCUUUGCACCCCUGGCGUCAAAGUGUGAUAGAUAAUGCAUUAUGUUCUUAGCAAUAUUAGGCAGUGUAACCUGCACGGUGGAUUUUCUCCUCAAUUAUUGGUAAUAAUUAAAUAAAUAGGGGAAGACUGAUAGGGGAAGCGUAGCGUCGGAUGUUAGGUAUAAUAAAAUCAUAAGAGAAUGUGAUUGAGUAACUUGUAGGUACGUAUUGUAGUAGGUAUAAUUUGUAUAAUGUUAAUCAGUAUUCAUUACUCACGUUAUUCUGAAUCAUUGCUAGUCGUCGUUCAUGUAUUUAACCAUCUGUAAAGGACGUGCCAAUAAGGGUGUGUUCACAAAUAGCUAAGGGUUGUGAAUUAUUUUGUAGCUUCGCUCUUUUUAUAGGAAAUACUACUAGGUAUGAUUAUUUUAAAGAAAUAGUACUAACGACUUGGUACAUAUCUUAAAUUUACUCGUUAGGUAGGUACUGUUAGCAAUAUAUGUAAAUCUUGGUAUUGUAUUUAAUAGGAAAGUAAAUGAGCAUGUAUAAAUACAUUGAAUUAUCUUUAGUGUACUAUUCUUAAUAAAGUGGUGGUCGUAUUGUGAUUUAGAAACGCUCAAGUUUAUAUUAGCCUUUUACAUUAUACUUAUCUCAGACCAACCGUGCAUCGAUAUUGACUAGCUUUUUGUCAUUAAUCCUAUUUAUCUACUUAUUGAAAAGCAUGUUUAAAAACCUGUCUAAUAUUAUUAACUAUUUUAUAGCAUAUGGGACGGGUCUCCCACAUCUAAAGUUGCCAUACGUAGCGUUAAGUACCUAACAAUUUGUUGUAACAUUGGAAUUUAAUAGUUUUGUUUAAUUAAUAGCUGUUAUGAUUGAAUAUUGCAUUUUAUUGGGUUAAUAAAUGGAUUUAUUCGCAGUAAU